ACUGUCUUGGAAGCGGCUUGCUGUCAAAAUAAAAUAAUUUUGUAAUUUAAGCGAACUCUAGUAUAUAUAGCCAAUUAGUAAACGUAGAUGAAAUAUUUUAUAUUUCAGAUUCGAUGAUCUUGUUCUAUUGCAUAUUAAGUAUAUUGACCAUCAAUUGGCAAAGGUCAUUUACACCUUUGCGACUUGCUUCGUGUCGAGUAUAGUGAGGCGUUUCAGAAGCGACCAGUGUACGCUAGGAUGAGCGAAGAUAGCAGCGAGGAGUCCCUGGGCCGUCCACGGCGUCGCAAGAUAAAAAGAGUGGUAUUGCUGUCGUCGAACUCGGACUCCGACAGCGACAGCAGCGUCGUUCCCGUGUCGACACGUAGAAAGAGACUGAGGGUUGUUAGUGACGAGGGCAGCGAUAGCAGUAGCAGCUCUGUUGUGGCACGACGUAGGUGUCUGCCUGCGUUACGCGAUUCCGACGCCGACAGCGAUACAUCAGGCUGGGCCACCGACCACUCGGAUGCACCUAAAACUUCCACGGACCCCAAUGCAGCCAAACAUGCAUUGGGCUUUGUAUCAGAUAGCUCAGAAGGCAACUCUGAUAAGUGCUCAAUCUGUUUAUUAAGGUUCAAGGAACAAGAAGUAGGAACACCAGAGAACUGUGAGCAUCUCUUCUGCCUUGAUUGUAUCACUGAGUGGUCUAAAAACGUAAAUACAUGUCCUGUGGAUCGGAUCACAUUCAACUCAAUAAUAGUACGGGCUUGUGCUGGUGGGCGAGUACUACGCACAGAUCUUGUCAAAGUUGCAGAACGUCGCCCUUCUGUCGAGGUGCUUGUAAUAGAGGAUUCUACUCCAUGUGAGAUAUGUGGAAGUACUGAGGAUGAAGAAACUAUGUUGCUGUGUGAUGGGUGUGAUCUUGGCUACCACAUGCACUGUCUGACACCGCCAUUGACAGAAGUUCCUGCAGACCAGUGGCUGUGUCCAAACUGUGAUGACAUUUUGGAUGUUAUCCAUAUCUCAGAGCUAGACGAUUUGUUCACUGACAUUGCUGAUGUAGAUCUACCUGAAGGACGACGUAUUCUAUCCUUGCAAGAGGGACCUAGUAAUCUGAGAAGAUCUGUUAGAAGAUCUAAUACCAUCAAUGAGCCCUCCACCUCUUCAGGGACUAGUCACCAACGUCAUUCCUUUGCGGAUGGUGCUCCAUCUACUUCGAGACAUACCAUCUCAAGGUCUUCACGUAACAGUAGAUCUCAAGUGACAACUCGAAGAAGACCAACUGGAUUGCAGCGUAGGAAAUACAAAAGGAGAAGAGCAAAAACUGUCAUAAUUGAAUAUGAGGUGGAGGAAAAUGGAGAAUUACCUGUAACAAAAACUGUGAAAAGAAGAGUAAAGAGAAGGAAGACGCGUAAACGUCAACCGCGCACGGCGGCGAGGCGCACGCACGUGCGCGCCAGCGUGCGCGCGCGCCUCGCCGACCUGCACCUGGACCAGCGCCAGGACGCGCUCCGGGGGGUCUCGGGGGGUCGCCUGUUGGCGCACAGACAGAAGGCCGGCCUCCCUGCUCUCAGUCUAUUCGGGAACUCCAAUCAGCUGGACUACUUCUCGGAGGACGAGCGCGACGUCUCGGAGGGAGCCGGCGUCGCCGUCGCGGCCGGGCCGACCUCGAGCAUUCUCAGCGCUUACAGACAGGCGAGAAGGAAGAUGAUAUCGAUCCCCUCGCCGCCCCGCGCAACGGCCGCCGCCGACGUCCUGACGAGCAUCCUCGAGAGCCAAACGCUGCUGCACUCGAGGAGGUCGGUCGUGACGGUGGCCGCGGACGGGCGCGUGGACAUCGCGCCGCAGCCGGCCGCGCGGACGCGGCUGCCGGCCGGCGAGGAGGCGGCGCGCAAGCAAUUACAUAGGUACGUAAAGAAGGACCCUCAAUACGAAUGCGUUACCGACGCGACGUCCACACAGGUAAAUUCGAAACCAACGCUACUGAACAUCUUAAGAGAACGUUGUACUUACAAUAAUAGGCCGUGCCAUAGUCAACAUGAUGAAGACAAGAAAGCAUUGCCUGAAGCCAAGUAG
Hyposmocoma kahamanoa is the source of this 2052-nucleotide messenger RNA. RefSeq names its product PHD and RING finger domain-containing protein 1. Bases 238 to 2052 code for a protein of 604 amino acids. The record is from RefSeq and is a predicted model, not a curated record. Lineage: Eukaryota; Metazoa; Arthropoda; Insecta; Lepidoptera; Cosmopterigidae. The transcript has 7 exons.